Trifolium pratense (red clover) is the source of this 1420-nucleotide messenger RNA. RefSeq names its product peroxisomal nicotinamide adenine dinucleotide carrier-like. The record is from RefSeq and is a predicted model, not a curated record. The transcript is spliced from 11 exons. Gene Ontology annotation, biological process: nucleotide transport; transmembrane transport. Bases 99 to 1217 code for a protein of 372 amino acids. Lineage: Eukaryota; Viridiplantae; Streptophyta; Magnoliopsida; Fabales; Fabaceae.
UCUUUUACUUAAAUUCAACUAACAAAUCAAAUACAUUAAAAUACAUAUAAUAUAAGAAAUUGGAUAAACAAAAAAAACCAACAAAUUUUCACUUCACCAUGUCUGAAUCAAACGCCAUAGCAAAUGGUUUAGCUGGUGCUGGUGGUGGAAUUAUUGCUCAAAUAUUAACUUAUCCACUUCAAGCUGUUAAUACACGCCAACAAACUGAGAGAACACUUAAGAAGAACAAGCAAAGUUUGCUUCCUCAAUCUUCCAACACAACAACCACUGAUUCUUCUUCUUCUCCUGGUUUUUUUGUUCAGAUAUUUCAGGUUAUUGGAAAUGAAGGUUGGGGUGGACUUUAUAGUGGCCUUAAGCCUUCUCUUCUUGGAACUGCUGCUUCUCAGGGGAUUUACUACUUCUUCUAUCAAAUUUUUAAGAACAAGGCUGUGGCUAUUGCAGCAGCAAGGAAACUCAAAGGGCAUGGAGAUGGUACUGUUGGAAUGUUUGGCUGGCUCGUUGUAGCUGCUAUUGCAGGGUCCUUAAAUGUUCUGUUCACAAACCCAAUUUGGGUUCUGGUGACUCGAAUGCAGACACAUAAUCAAGCAGAGAGAAAAAUCAUGGAGGAAAAGAAAGAAUUAUUAAGAAAGGCUGCUUCCGAAAGCAUGUUAGCAGGUUCAACAUUGGAAGACAGAUUAGAAGAACUAAAUUCUACAAAACCUAAACCAUUUGGGACUAUACAUGCAGCUAAUGAAGUAUAUAAUGAAGCUGGUAUAGUUGGAUUUUGGAAAGGUGUCAUCCCUGCUCUUAUUAUGGUAUGCAAUCCAUCUAUCCAGUUUAUGAUUUAUGAGAGUUCAUUAAAGCGUCUAAGGGCGAAACGCUCUGCUAAGAAGCAGGGAGACACAAGUAUAACUGCUUUGGAGGUCUUUAUCGUGGGAGCGAUAGCAAAACUUGGAGCUACUGUCACAACAUACCCUUUGCUGGUUGUCAAGUCAAGGCUUCAAGCAAAACAGGAGAUUGGUGGAAGUAACUCGUUAAGAUACUCAGGUACAUUUGAUGCAAUUCUUAAAAUGAUCCGUUAUGAAGGAUUGCCAGGUUUUUAUAAGGGGAUGAGCACAAAGAUAGUACAGAGUGUUUUUGCUGCUUCUGUAUUAUUCAUGGUAAAGGAGGAGCUUGUUAAGGCUAUCAUGAUUCUUGCAAAUAAAAGCAAAAAAGUUGUAUUAAAUUUGAGUAGUUAAUUUGACUUCUUUUAGAUAUAUAAAUAUUUCGAGUAGGUUGUUUGUUAAGGUGUCAGUUCAGUGGAAAGAGUUUAACCUUGUAAUCUCAAGGAAUAAAGUUCUUAUCUUCUUGACAUGUGUUACUAAAUGUGUGUCACAUUGGAAAACAUUGCAUUAUGUGUUCAAGAUAUUGGGAAAUUGUCAAAUUAUUUUUUUGUUGAAAA